Molecule: messenger RNA, 565 nt
Organism: Lepus europaeus (European hare)
Lineage: Eukaryota; Metazoa; Chordata; Mammalia; Lagomorpha; Leporidae
Product: lipase maturation factor 1-like
Exons: 3
Coding region: 1-501 (166 amino acids)
Biological process (GO): protein maturation
Cellular component (GO): endoplasmic reticulum membrane
Source: RefSeq, a predicted model, not a curated record
AUGGCGGCGCCCGAGGAGUCUCUGAGGAGGCGGAAGGCUGGGGACGCGGACCCGCAGCCAAGGUCGCCACCCGCGCAGGGGCCCGACCCCGCGGGCUGCCCGGACCGUCUCCGUGAGGGCACCUUCUGGUUGACCAGGAUUGUGCUCCUGCGGGCUCUCGCUUUCGUUUACUUCGUGGCGUUCCUGGUGGCUCUGCAUCAGAACAAGCAGCUGAUCGGGGACCGCGGGCUGCUGCCCUGCAGGCUGUACCUGGAGAGCGUCCGGCAGCACUUCCAGGGCAGGGUCGGCUGGGAUGCCUGGAGCUACGCGCCCACCGCCUUCUGGCUGCUGGACUGGUCACACAUGGACACCAGCCUGGACGCCUUUGCUGUCCUGGGGCUGGGCAUCUCGUUCUUCGUGCUGGUAACCGGCUGUGCCAACAUGGUGCUCAUGGCUGCGCUCUGGGUCCUCUACCUGUCCCUGGUCAACGUGGGGCAGGUCUGGUACUCUUUCGGUAAGUGAAAGGCACCUAGAACCCCCGAGAGUUAGCGUUGCCUGCCGGGUAUGUAUCUUUACACGCUUGGGG